AGAAACUCCUGUAUACAGAGGAUCUAACUUUGUUUAAUGUCGUGCUCUACACUAUUUGUAUCCAUUCUGAACUUGCAGGUGCAGAAAGGUAUCCCAACCAGGCAUACAACUUUUUUGGAUCGCCUAGCGUAGUUCUACUUGCGUCGAAAUCAUACCUAGAACACCAUGCAUAAGGUCUUAUUUGUGGAUGACAUUGAAAGUAGUUGGUGCACCUUCCAUUUCAUUUUGUCGUCGCUGCGGAGAACAAGAGGGCGUGUCUGGUGCGUCGGAGUUAUCUGUUUCUGGGGGAAACGCAGACAAGACAAAAGCAGAGGCAACGCCGACGCACGCACGUACGAACGCCAAGCAGACCCCGCAAGUCUCGGGUCGAAAGAAAGGAAAGCAAACCAAAACGAGCCCGCCGGGGUUGGGGCUUAGGAGGAGCCGCUGCUGCCUGUCACCUGCCACCUCGAGAAAGCAACGGCCACCAGGUAGACCGACCGCGCUGCGCCGCUGCCCACGGACGCCGCCAAACACAUACGCCGCCGCCCCCAGCUGCGUGGUUAGUCUGACACAUCCUAAGCCUGACUGGCGGCGACGUAAAGGCACCGUGCGACCAGCAAAACUAGACACGCCCUAGUCCGUCGCAACGACGACCAUGCAUAG
Amoebophrya sp. A25 is the source of this 645-nucleotide messenger RNA. Lineage: Eukaryota; Dinophyceae; Syndiniales; Amoebophryaceae. The record is from the annotation of a GenBank genome assembly.